This is a messenger RNA of Cryphonectria parasitica EP155, 1281 nucleotides long. Its product is annotated as HAD-superfamily hydrolase. Gene Ontology annotation, biological process: glycerophospholipid biosynthetic process. Lineage: Eukaryota; Fungi; Ascomycota; Sordariomycetes; Diaporthales; Cryphonectriaceae. The annotation marks the transcript as partial. Gene Ontology annotation, cellular component: mitochondrion. The transcript is spliced from 2 exons. The record is from RefSeq and is a predicted model, not a curated record.
CAUGCUUUCAUUUUCCUUUCCAUACCACGACUUGUCUCCUUCGCCUUGAUCUUCCCCGUGUUCCCCAUCUUUUCCCCCAGACUCUCCCACAUCUCUCUGCAAACAUGGCCCAACACCUUCAGAGACCCGGUGCCCCUCUAAGGACACAGUCUGCGUCCAGCUUUGCUGAAGGCUUCAGUGUUGCCCGGAACCAGGUUGACAAGGACAUCAAGGAGCUUGCAGACCUCGAAGAGGGAACCUCACCAGAUUCCGAUAGCAACGAGGCGCCGUCCCUCACUGUGUCUGGCGAUGCGACCCCUGCGAGCUCGUCCACGCCGCUCACCGGGCCAACAACACCAAGUCUCGACCCUGCCGUGGCCGACGACUUUGCCUUUGCCUUCGACAUUGACGGUGUGCUGAUCCGCGGUGGCUCGCCCAUCCCGGAGGCCAUUGAGGCCAUGAAGGAGCUCAAUGGCGAAAACGAGUAUGGCGUUAGAGUACCUUACAUUUUCCUGACCAAUGGUGGUGGCAAGUCAGAAGAGGAGCGCUGCCGCGACCUCUCCAAACAGCUAGAACUUGAGGUCAGCCCUGGCCAGUUCAUCUGCGGUCACACCCCCAUGCGGGAGAUGGCCAACAAAUACCGCACGGUGCUUGUUGUCGGUGGUGAAGGCGAGAAAUGCCGUGAGGUCGCCGAGGCCUACGGCUUCCGGGAUGUCAUCACACCAGGCGACAUCCUCAAGGCGAACCACCACACCGCGCCGUUCCGCAAGAUGUCAGCGGUCGACCUCGCCAACUCGCGCAACCUGCUGGAGCGCGGUGCCAUGUCAGACAUUGUCAUCGAGGCCAUCUUCGUGUUCGCCGACUCGCGCGACUGGGCCUCAGACCUCCAGAUCAUCCUAGAUAUCGCCUGCUCCAAGGGCGGCCGUCUCGAGACCCGCUCCGAGACGUUCGAGGAGUACCCGCCCAUCUACUUCAGCCACAACGACAUCAUCUGGUCCGCCAGCCAUGAGUACCCCCGCCUCGGCAUGGGUGCGCUGCGGUCCAUCGUCGAGCACACCUUCGAGAGCAUCACGGGCGGCAAGAAGCUCAAGACGCACGCCUUCGGCAAGCCUCAGGUCAGCACCUUUGAGUUUGCCACGCGCCUGCUGCAGCAGUGGCGCGCAAACCAGCACGGCCUCGUGGACGGCAAGCCGCCGCGCACCGUGUACUUUGUCGGCGACACGCCCGAGAGCGACGUCCGCGGCACGAAUGCCAUGGACGCCAAGAGCAAGGAGGAGUGGUACUCCAUCCUCGUCAAGACCG